GUUUGUAAGGUUUCCCGGUAAACUGGCGAGAGGGAAAGUAGGUCGUCUUCUACCACCGUUAGAUAACGAAAGAGGUGGACGCUAGGGCCUCGAAGACCACACAGGCCCGUUUUUUCCGCGCACUUUACUGACAGAGACACCCACAGUAGAGCCUUUCCCUCACGGUCAGUCCAUCCGCCAGCUCUGGUCAGGUGCCUCACGGACACCGUGCCGCUUGUUUUGGAGAGGUGCUGAAGCGAUUACAGCAGAAAGAUGGCGGACGACCCCAGCGCGGCGGACAGGAACGUGGAGAUAUGGAAAAUCAAGAAGCUGAUCAAAAGUUUGGAAGCUGCUCGUGGUAAUGGCACCAGUAUGAUCUCACUGAUCAUCCCCCCUAAGGACCAGAUAUCCAGAGUGGCCAAGAUGUUAGCUGACGAGUUUGGUACUGCCUCCAACAUUAAAAGCAGAGUCAACAGGCUUUCUGUGCUUGGGGCCAUCACCUCUGUACAGCAGAGGCUAAAACUCUACAACAAGGUGCCACCUAAUGGUCUGGUGGUGUACUGUGGCACAAUUGUGACAGAGGAAGGCAAAGAGAAGAAAGUGAACAUCGACUUUGAGCCUUUCAAGCCAAUCAACACCUCCCUGUACCUCUGUGACAACAAGUUCCACACUGAGGCGCUGACAGCCCUGCUAUCUGAUGACAGCAAGUUUGGUUUUAUUGUGAUUGACGGCAGCGGCGCGCUGUUUGGCACACUGCAGGGCAACACCAGGGAGGUGCUGCACAAAUUCACUGUGGAUCUGCCCAAGAAGCAUGGCAGAGGAGGUCAGUCUGCUCUGCGUUUUGCCCGCCUCAGGAUGGAGAAGAGACACAACUAUGUGAGGAAAGUGGCUGAGACGGCCGUCCAGCUCUUUGUAUCAAAUGACAAGGUCAAUGUAGCGGGAAUGGUUCUGGCUGGCUCUGCCGACUUCAAGACUGAGCUCAGUCAGUCAGAUAUGUUUGACCCGAGGUUACAGGCGAAGGUGUUAAAGCUGGUGGAUAUUUCCUACGGGGGAGAAAAUGGUUUUAACCAGGCUAUCGAGCUCUCAGCAGAAGUCCUCUCCAACGUCAAGUUCAUCCAAGAGAAGAAGCUCAUAGGGCGGUACUUUGAUGAGAUCAGCCAGGACACGGGGAAGUACUGUUUUGGGGUGGAGGACACACUUAAAGCCCUUGAGAUGGGAGCUGUGGAGAUCCUCAUAGUCUACGAGAACUUGGACACCAUGCGUUACAUUCUACGCGUGCAUGGGGCCGAGAGUAAUGGAGCCGAGAAUGAUGAGAAAACUUUAUAUUUAACGCCAGAGCAGGAGAAAGACAAGUCCCACUUCACAGACAAGGAGACGGGGCAGGAACAUGAACUGAUUGAGAGCAUGCCCCUGCUGGAGUGGUUUGCUAACAACUACAAGAAAUUUGGAGCCACGUUGGAGAUAGUCACAGACAAAAGCCAGGAGGGGUCCCAGUUCGUCAAGGGCUUUGGUGGUAUUGGGGGUAUCUUGCGGUACAGGGUGGAUUUCCAGGGCAUGGAGUACCAAGGAGAGGACGAUGAGUUCUUUGAUUUGGAUGACUACUAGGUAGUCGGGGACUGAUCUUGGGAGGAAAAAAAAAAAGCAAAGGAAUGAAUGAGGAAAUGAGGAAAUAAAAAUGCCACCUCUCUUUUGCAGCAAGUGAGAGGAGUCGUCGAAUUGACCAUAUAUAUGACAGAUACACUCUCCAAAUGUACCGGUUGCAUACACAAACAUGCACACACAUUUCAUACGCACACAAAACAAAAAAAAACUCAAAACAGGCCGAAGAGGAGUGUGAUUUUCUUUCAGUCCAGAGGAAGAAAGUCCUUCCUGAAUAAAUCCCUGCCUUAGAGUGCUGGUUCCUUCCCCUAGUUGGAUUGGACUUGACUCAUUUUUGUUCUUUUUCUCCCUUCCAUUUUGAAUGAACACAACAGCAAGUUCCCAGUGCCCUCGCUGACCUCCCAUAUUGGUCUGAAGAAGAACUUUGGACUUGAUCCUCACAUAUAGAAAAAAUAUUUCCCCUUGUCCCCUCCUCCUAUCUUGUCUACUCUCCCUUCUCCCCUCUAUGCUUUUUUUUUUUUUUUUUUUUGCAUUUCAUUUUUUUUACUGGUAACUGCUGCUGUUGUAUUUUAUGAGAGUUGAGGGAUUUUUUUUACCUGGGUUUCUGUAGAGAAAGGGGGAAAAAGUAUUAAAUUUGAACUGCUGAAAACCAUUGCUACCUCCUCAUCUGCUGUAGUCUCAAUCAUAUUAAGUUUUUCUUGUCUUUUUGGAGAGGCUUAACCCUUGACCAUUUCUCCAAGAAUCAAAUGAAUCUGACAUUCUUGUAAGCAGUAAUUGUGCAUAACUGCUUUUAGCAGUAUGUAAUUUGCCUCACUGAUAUACCAGGGUCCCUAAAAUCUCCCUAAAAUGUAAUAUUUCUCUUCAGUUUUGUAGAAAUUCCUUCUAAAUAGGUUGUCGUUGCUUCCUCAAUGUACAAAUCAAUGUGAAUUUAUCUGUAUAGGUUGACUUCAGUUGGUCUCUAAUGACCUGAAUCCUGAUGUCAAGAAGAGUGGUAUUCCACCAUGUGCUGUGGAGAGCCAUGUAUAUGCAGGUUUUCUUUCCAUCCCAGCACUACCCAAGCUGAUUUCACUAAUUAAAAUACCUUUAUCCAGACAAGGAUAGACUAAUUAGGAAAAUCAGUUGGUAUGGUGUUGGGUUGAUGUAUGACUCUGUGGCACAUGGUUUAAUACCACUGGUCAAGACUGUGCCUUUAAUGAAUUUGGUUGCUCAUUUGGCUGGGGCAUGAUUCUCAAAACAAGUGCCUGUCUCCAUUUGGCUCCCCAUAGCACAUGGUUGAACAUCACCACUCUAGAAGGAAUGUAAAUAUAUAGCAACUUAACACAAUGACAAACCCAUCCAAAAGGUCUCGGUUCAUCAUUAAGCCACCAGAGGUUUCUUUUAAUGCAUCAGGGGAAAGAGGCAGUCUAGUAAAUGGAAAUACACCAAAAGGUAAGAUUAAGGGUUUCUUUCUGUGAUGUGCAAAUAAACGGGGAGAGGACAGAAAGGCUCAGGAAGUACUUUAUAAUGGUCCUAUCAUGAAUAAUUAAAUUGAUACCUGCUACUCUAAGAUACAUUUAAAAAUUAAUAUAGCAUGAUUUGAGGGAAUAAAACUACAAG
Molecule: messenger RNA, 3174 nt
Organism: Lampris incognitus (smalleye Pacific opah)
Lineage: Eukaryota; Metazoa; Chordata; Actinopteri; Lampriformes; Lampridae
Product: eukaryotic peptide chain release factor subunit 1
Exons: 11
Coding region: 253-1584 (443 amino acids)
Biological process (GO): cytoplasmic translational termination
Cellular component (GO): translation release factor complex; cytosol
Molecular function (GO): sequence-specific mRNA binding; translation release factor activity, codon specific
Source: RefSeq, a predicted model, not a curated record